CAAGGACCACUUGAAGAGGAAGACUUAUAUCAGCACCGUAAAGAUUUAGAUAGUGAACGAGUAACUACAAAGUUUUCAGUCUUGUGGGAGGAAGAACAGAAACGUAAAAAUCCGAGUGUAAUACGUGUGAUUAUACGAGCGUAUGGCUCAAUAUUUUUACCAUUGGGUAUUAUGUAUUCACUUUGUGAAUCUGUCACGAAAGCGCUGCAACCGCUUUUCCUAGGAGGACUCGUCUCUUAUUUUGCUACAGGUCAAACCACUAUUACCGAAUCAGAUGCAUAUCUUUACGCUAUUGGCAUCGUUGUGUGCUCAAUUGUACCGGUGCUGUCAUUUCAUCCUUUUAUAUUUUACAUAUUUCAAGUCGGAACGAAAAUUCGGUUGGGGCUCUCUGGUUUAAUAUAUAAGAAGUGUCAACAAAUCUCUACCUGCGCAAGUAACGAUGGACUACGAGGUCGGGCCAUCAACAUACUUUCAAACGAUUUGGGUCGUUUUGAUGUAGCUUUAUGCUUUUUACAUGAUGUUUGGAAAGGUCCAGCGGAAUCGUUGCUUAUUGGUUAUUUGAUGUAUCGUGAAAUUGGUGUCUCAGCAGUUAUAGCUAUAUGUUUUAUGCUUAGUUUUAUACCGCUUCAAGCUUGGGCGGCAAAAAAAGCUGCUUACUAUCGUCAGAAAACAGCAGAACGUACUGAUCUGCGUGUUAAGCUAAUGAAUGAAAUUAUACAAGGUAUCCAGGUAAUUAAGAUGUAUGCAUGGGAGAAAUCUUUUGCUAAGGUUAUUGCCGAAGUGCGCUUAAAAGAAGUACGUGCCAUUCGUGGUACAGCAUACAUACAUGCAGCGCUCAGUUGUACUUCAAUGAUUUCACCGCUUUCAGUAUUUUUGGCUUUGGUGUCUUAUGUGUACUUGGGAGACACACUUACAGCACAACGAGUUUACACAGUCUCUUCCUACUUUAACAUGCUAAACGAUUCAAUGGUGCACUUUUGGCCACUUGCCAUUACAUUUAUUGCAGAAGCUUGUGUAUCUGCUCGUCGUACUAAAGAGUUCUUGUUAGAUGGUAACGAAGCUGAGGCACCAUUAAAAAGAGAAAAGUCGAAGGAUGAUACUGUGUAUACAAAAGGAACUAAACUUGAAGAAGACAAAGUAGAUGGUAUCGUUAAGAAUGGCGAUUCAGAGAAGAAGUUUAAUGGUACCUCAAUGCAGAAAAUUAUUCCAAAAACUAUUUGUGUACGCGAUUUUCAACCGAAGAGUGAAAACAAGUGCGUUGUAUUGCGCAAUGUUUCAGCUACUUGGGAAAAUAAUGGUGGUGAAGGAAACGCCGCCUUAAAAGAUUUUAAUGUUGAAAUUAAGGAUCAAACUUUAGCAGCUGUGGUAGGACCAGUAGGUUGUGGCAAAUCCACCUUUUUGAAUGUACUGCUCGGGGAAGUAAAAAUCGAUUCCGGUGAAGCAUUAGUACAUGGAAAAAUAUCGUAUGCCGCCCAAGAGCCAUGGGUUUUUGAAGGCACUAUUCGCGAUAAUAUUGUUUUCGUUGAAGAUUAUAACGAGCGACGAUAUAACCGUGUACUAAAAGUUUGUGCACUCGAAAGAGAUUUAGAGCUAUUUCCUCGUGGAGAUCUAACCAUUGUAGGAGAACGCGGUGUGAGUUUAAGUGGGGGCCAAAAGGCACGUGUUAGUUUGGCACGUGCUGUAUACCGAAAAGCUGAUAUAUACUUAUUAGAUGAUCCAUUGUCGGCAGUAGAUACUCAUGUUGGUAAACAUAUCUUUGAGCGUUGUAUUACUGAUUUUCUUUCGGGUAAAAUCCGUAUACUUGUAACACAUCAACUGCAGUAUUUAUUUGAUGUAGAACAGUUGCUGUUAAUGAGUUCUGGCAGUCUUGUUGCGCAAGGUAGCUACCAAGAAUUACAAAAAUCGAAACAGUUUCAAUUUUUAGAGCAAACGCACGAGGAAGGAGGGGAUGAUGCUGUUAGUGUAGGUAGUCAUAUAAGUCGAAGUGAUUCGGAGAAAAGUAUGGAACACCAUCAGAAACUUCUAAAGCCAGGAGAACAACCUGCUGAAGAUGCUAACAAGGAAAUGCAGGCUGUCGGAUCUGUGAAAUUUAGUGUAUAUAUGUCAUAUUUUAAGGCACUAGAAAGCAACAUUAUUUUAUUAGUAAUCGUGGGCUUGUUUAUCUGUACUCGUUUUAUGUUAACUGGAGUAGAUUAUUUCUUAUCACGCUGGGUUAUAUGGGAAGAAAAAGUAGCACUUGUUGAUGAAUCUAUUCAACCAAAAUCAGUUCUUUGGACCGAAGGAGAAGAAAAUUCCACUUUCAACACAACACUACCAUCUACAAUGCAUACAUUUAGCGUGGAAAAUGAGACAGAUAUAAUUUCCAAUGUUACUAUUAGAAAAAUUGAUAAUGAGGACGAAAAACGACAAGAACUAAUCAUAUUUUACUCAAUUAUAUUAGGAGCCACUCUGAUUAUACAUUUGAUGCGUACAUUCGGUUUCUUUAGAAUGUGCUUACGAAUUUCGUUAAAGUUACAUGAUCGUUUGUUCCGUGGUAUUACAAGAGCUAGUAUGUACUUCUUCAAUACGAACUCUUCCGGUCGCAUUCUGAACCGAUUCUCGAAGGAUAUACGCACAGUAGAUACAGAUAUGCCGCACACAUUAUUUGAUUGUUUCUCAUUUGCCAUUGAUGUUUCUGGAGUUUUAAUAAUUGUUGCUGUUGCCAACUAUUGGCUUUUAGUCCCUGCGAUUGUAAUCAUAGGAUGCCUAGUAAUGCUGAGAUAUCUUUACGUUAACACUAGUCGAAGCGUUAAGCGCAUAGAGUCAAUAACGCGCAGUCCUGUUUAUUCACUUACAAAUCAGACAUUUCAGGGUCUAGUUACUAUACGUGCCUUGGAGGCUGAAUCUGCACUAGAAACAGAGUUUCAUGAUUAUCAAAAUGCUAAUACCUCCGCUUGGUUCCUGUUCUUAUCUUGUACUCGCGCAUUUGCCCUUUGGUCUGAUAUUGUAUGCGUCUUAUAUAUUUCAGCAGUAACCUUUAGUUUUCUGUUGUUGGGCAAAGAGUUCAACAGUGGAGAUGUUGGCUUGGCUAUAUUACACUCUACAACAAUGAUUGGUAUGUGCCAGUGGGGUUUGCGACAAACCGCUGAGUUGGAAAAUGAAAUGACUAGUGUGGAACGUAUUAUUGAAUACAUGGACCAACCAUCAGAGCCGCCACUGGAAACUGCUGAGAAAUUUAAGCCAAAAGGUGAUUGGCCUAAUAAAGGACGUAUUGAAUUCAGUGAUUUUAAGUUAAAAUAUUCGCCCAAUGAUGUUUAUGUACUUAAAGAUUUAAAUUUCACGAUUGAGUGUCGUGAAAAAAUUGGUAUUGUUGGACGCACAGGUGCUGGUAAAUCAUCAAUAAUACAAUCAUUAUUUAGAUUGGCCUGCAAUGAAGGUUUAAUUCGCAUUGAUGAUGUCAAUAUUGAAAAUAUGGGCCUACAUGAUUUACGUAGUAAAAUUUCGAUUAUACCACAAGAUCCAGUUCUUUUCUCAGGUACUUUGCGCUAUAAUUUAGAUCCAUUGGAUGAACGCAGUGAUGCAGAAAUGUGGAAGGCGCUGUCUGAUGUGGAAAUGCGUGGCCACGUUUCAACGUUGAUUGGUGGCUUAGAUUGCAGAAUGUAUGAUGGUGGUUCAAAUUUCAGUGUGGGGCAAAGACAACUGGUUUGUCUGGCACGAGCUAUAUUAAGGAAAAAUCGUAUAUUGAUAAUGGACGAAGCUACCGCAAAUGUGGACCCAGAAACUGACAAACUUAUCCAAAAAACUAUACGCUCCAAGUUCGCUGACUGCACAGUGCUAACAAUCGCUCAUCGAUUACAUACAGUAAUGGAUAGUGAUCGGGUGUUAGUGAUGGAUGCAGGGCAGGCUGUGGAGUUAGGACAUCCGUAUGAGCUUCUACAAAAUCCCAACGGCUAUUUAAGAGAACUAGUAGACAAAACUGGUACAGCUACAUCUGCUGCACUAUUACAAACUGCUAAAUAUAGUUACAAUAUAAAGCACAAUGAGUCUGGCAUUGAAGAUUUAAACAGUUCAUAGUAAGCUAACUGAUUUGCCACGGAGUGAUACUAGAAUUUA
This is a messenger RNA of Teleopsis dalmanni, 4092 nucleotides long. RefSeq names its product probable multidrug resistance-associated protein lethal(2)03659 (gene rdog). Lineage: Eukaryota; Metazoa; Arthropoda; Insecta; Diptera; Diopsidae. Gene Ontology annotation, cellular component: membrane. Gene Ontology annotation, biological process: transmembrane transport. Gene Ontology annotation, molecular function: ATP hydrolysis activity; ATP binding; ABC-type transporter activity. The record is from RefSeq and is a predicted model, not a curated record. The annotation marks the transcript as partial. The transcript is spliced from 6 exons.